This is a messenger RNA of Cheilinus undulatus (humphead wrasse), 6414 nucleotides long. It is a transcript of the gene rapgef2b, whose product is annotated as Rap guanine nucleotide exchange factor 2b. The transcript has 31 exons. Gene Ontology annotation, molecular function: guanyl-nucleotide exchange factor activity; protein binding. Lineage: Eukaryota; Metazoa; Chordata; Actinopteri; Labriformes; Labridae. Gene Ontology annotation, biological process: positive regulation of ERK1 and ERK2 cascade; small GTPase-mediated signal transduction. Bases 584 to 5545 code for a protein of 1653 amino acids. The record is from RefSeq and is a predicted model, not a curated record.
CAACAGAGCGCAGCGGCGUCGGACCUGUCUCUACUUUUAGACCCAGUAAAAAUGUUAAAAUAGGUGUUUUUCUCAGUGAGUGUACUCGGGUCUUCCUCUUAACAUGGACGCCAUGUUGUUGCUGUCGGGGUAACCGCUAGCCGUUGGCUCACUUUUUGCGUGUCUGUGCGCGUGGACCCUACAUGGAAUUUCUUUUUUCGUCGCUAGCAGAAUGCUGAAGACACAAGGAAUGGCUGUGGUGAACGUUGCCUUGAACAAAAGGACAUAUUUUUCUCAGAUGGAACAACUCUAGAAGACAGUUUGAGCCACGCUUUGUAAAGAAAAGUUUCCGCUGACGGUCUCGGCUUUGGUUAACAGAGAGAGAGAGGGAGAGACAGACACCCCGAGGAGACUGCUCGGCUGUCUGGCUCCCGUCGUGGCCUGGCUCCGGGCACUCCCAGCUUAUCCGCUAGUAUUGGAGCUCAGGCGACGAGAAUAAAGUGAAGACAGCAGGGGGCUUUCUUGUUUAUAUCCCAGGCUUUGGAUAUAUUUAAACAUAUUCUAGGAUAAGACAUUUAAUAUCCAGACGUCUUCUUCCAAAACAAUGGCGUCUUAUGUGGAUAACAGCUUUCGGCAGGCUGUGAUGAUGAAUCCGGCUGAAAGGACGCAACAGGACUUGGAGAUCGUCUACUCAUAUCUCCAUGGGAUGGAGGCCUUAUCCAACCUGAGAGAGCACCAGCUGAGGAUAAUGUGUGAGACGGUGCGCUACGAGAGACACGAGGCCAACGAAGUGCUCUACUAUCCUGAUGACAUUGGGAGCUGCUGGUAUAUCCUUCUGUCAGGCUCAGUCUUCAUUAAGGAGUCCAUGUUCCUGCCCAGAAGCAGUUUUGGGAAGAGAUCAGCGGGCAGCCUUCGACGCGGAUGUGAGUGCAUCGUCCUGGAACCAUCAGAAAUGAUUGUGGUGGACUAUAUGGAUGAAAAUGAGGAGUACUUUCAGCGGCAAGCCUCACACAGACAGUCUCGCCGGCGCUUUCGGAAGAUCAACCAGAAAGGGGAGCGGCAGACAAUCAUUGACACAGUGGAUCCGUACCCCACUGGAAAGCCACCUAUAGCCCGGGGAUACCACACGGAAUGCAAUAAACCUCAGCUCCCCGCAGACUUCAGCAGACUUCACCUGGCCGACGGCUUGCACCCACAGGUGACCCACGUCUCCUCCAGCCACUCAGGAUGUAGUAUCACCAGCGACUCUGGAAGCAGCAGCCUGUCAGACAUUUAUCAGGCCACAGAAAACGAACCAGGUGACAUGGACCUGAGUGGCCUGCCAGAGACAGCCGUCGACUCCGAGGAGGACGACGAUGAGGAGGACAUCGAGCGAGCAUCAGACCCCCUUAUGAGCCGGGACAUCGUGAGGGACUGCCUAGAGAAGGACCCUAUGGACAGAACUGACGAUGACAUAGAGCAAUUACUGGAGUUCAUGCAUCAGCUGCCAGCGUUCGCCAACAUGACCAUGUCAGUGAGGAGGGAACUCUGUGCUGUCAUGGUCUUUGCUGUGGUCGAACGCGCCGGCACCAUAGUUCUCAAUGAUGGAGAGGAGCUGGACUCGUGGUCUGUGAUCCUGAAUGGUUCAGUGGAGGUUACGUACCCCGACAGCCGGACAGAGAUCCUGUGCAUGGGGAACAGUUUUGGGGUGUCGCCAACCAUGGAGAAGGAGUACAUGAAGGGCGUCAUGAAGACCAAGGUGGACGACUGCCAGUUUGUUUGUAUAGCCCAGCAGGACUACUGCUGCAUCCUCAACCAGGUGGAAAAGAACAUGCAGAAGGUGGAGGAGGAAGGAGAGAUCGUUAUGGUGAAGGAACACCGUGAACUGGACCGCACUGGCACAAGGAAAGGACACAUCGUCAUCAAGGGCACAGCGGAGCGUCUCACCAUGCACCUUGUGGAGGAACACUCAGUGGUGGACCCCACCUACAUUGAGGACUUCCUGCUGACCUACAGGACCUUCCUCUCCAGCCCCAUGGUCGUGGGCAAAAAGCUCCUGGAGUGGUUCCAUGACCCAAGUCUCAGGGACAAAGUUACACGGGUAGUCUUGCUGUGGGUAAACAAUCACUUCAAUGACUUUGAGGGUGACCCUGCCAUGACUCACUUUUUGGAGGAGUUUGAAAACAAUCUAGAGAAAGAAAAAAUGUGUGGGCACCUCAGACUGUUAAAUAUAGCAUGUGCUGCUAAAGCCAAGCCUCGGCUAGUGACACUUACCAAGCCGAGCAGGGACUCUCCACUAGCCUUCAGCCUUCUUGGAGGUCAGGAGAAAGGUUCUCGCAUCUUUAUCGAUGCAGUGGAGCCCGGGAGCAAGGCAGCAGAGGUCGGCCUUAAGCGUGGAGAUCAGAUCUUGGAGGUGAAUGGGCAGAACUUUGAAAAUGUCCAGCUCAGCAAAGCCAAUGAGAUCCUGAAGAACAACACCCACCUGUCCAUAACUGUGAAAACAAACCUUUUAGUGUUUAAAGAGCUGCUAACCAGGCCAGACCAAGACCACGACUUGGAUGGUGAGGAGGAACAUGACAGAAAGAACGGAGCACCCCACCUUCCAAAGAUCGGAGACAUCAAGAAAGCGAGCCGAUACUCCAUCCCCGACCUGGCGGUGGAUGUGGAGCAGGUGAUGGGCCUGGAGAAGGUCAGCAAAAAGGCAAAGACCAACACGGUUGGAGGGCGAAACAAGCUGAAGAAGAUCUUUGACAAGACGCUCACCAGCAUCCUGCCUCCAAAACCAUACAACGACGUUUGCGUGGGCCAAUCACAGGAUGACAGCAUAGUGGGGAUGAAGCAGUCCAAACAGAUCCCUCCACCUCUGCCAGUCAGCGGGAACCUGUCUUCGUCAAACCCAGACCUCCUGCAGUCACAUCAUCGAAUCCUCGACUUCAACAACCAGCCUGUCCCAGUCAUACCGAAUAUGUCGGAUCAGGUGUUACGAGUCUUUAAGGCCGACCAGCAGUCUCGAUACAUCAUGAUCGGGAAAGACACAACGGCGAAGGAGGUGGUGGCUCAGGCUAUCAGGGAGUUUGCUCUUACUGCAGCAGCAGAUGCAUAUUCACUGUGUGAAGUGUCCGUCACACCCGAGGGCGUCAUCAAACAGAGGCGGUUACCAGAUCAGCUGUCAAAGCUCGCAGACCGGAUUCAACUGAGUGGCAGAUACUACCUGAAGAGCAACAUGGAGACAGAGACGUUAUGUUCAGACGAGGACGCUCAGGACCUCCUGCGAGAAGGACAGAUCUCUUUGUUACAGCUCAGCACAGUGGAGGUCGCCACACAACUCUCCAUGCGGGCCUUUGAACUUUUCUGUGCCAUCGAGCCCACUGAAUACAUCGAUGACUUGUUCAAGCUACGGUCCAAGACAGGCUCAGCUAGCCUAAAACGCUUCGAGGAGGCCAUCAACCACGAAACCUUCUGGGUGGCCUCAGAAGUGACGCGGGAGCCCAACCAGCUCAAACGAAUGAAGACGGUCAAACACUUCAUCAAGAUUGCACUGCACUGCAGAGAAUGCAAGAACUUCAGCUCUAUGUUUGCUAUCAUCAGCGGUCUGAACCUGGCUCCAGUCUCCAGACUGAGGGGAACAUGGGAGAAACUUCCUAGUAAAUAUGAGAAGUUGUUCUCAGACCUGCAGGACCUCUUUGACCCCUCAAGAAAUAUGGCCAAGUACAGAAAUGUCCUCAACAAUCAGAACCUCCAGCCUCCAAUCAUUCCCUUGUUCCCCGUCAUCAAGAAGGACCUCACCUUCCUACACGAAGGUAACGACUCUAAAGUGGAUGGCCUGGUGAACUUUGAGAAGCUGAGGAUGAUUGCCAAAGAAAUUCGCCACGUUGGUCGCAUGGCCUCCGUCAACAUGGACCCAGCUCUCAUGUUCAGGACCAGGAAGAAGAAAUGGAGGAGUUUAGGGUCUUUGAGCCAGGGUAGUGCCAAUGCGGCAGUGCUCGACGUCACCCAGACAGGCGGGCACAAGAAGCGGGUGCGACGCAGCUCCUUCCUGAACGCCAAAAAGCUUUACGAGGACGCGCAGAUGGCCAGGAAGGUCAAACAGUAUCUGUCCAACCUCAGCCUGGAGACGAAUGAGGAGAGUCUGCAGACACUCUCCAUGCAGUGUGAACCCUCCAUUAGCACAUUGCCCAAGAAUGCCGGUGGGAAACGGCCAGACACGUCGCCAGUUGUAUCCAGAGCUGCCAGCCAGCAAAGGGGCCAGUUAGCCAAAGGAAGCCAGGCGCUCCAGGUCCCUGCAGUUGCCCUUUACCCCUCUCGAAAGAAAGUGCCAGUCAAGGAUCUGCCGCCUUUCGGCACCAGUUCCCCUCAGUCUCUGAAGAAGAUCCUGUCUCUGUCAGAAGAGGGGAACGAAAGGCACCGCAGGCAGCCAGAGGACACCGUGUCCAACGCCUCCUCCCAGCUCUCCUCUCCUCCCACCUCCCCCCAGAGCUCACCCAAGAAGGGUUACAACAGGAUGGGAGAUGCCUACUCAGACUCUGGUCACAGUGAGAUCUCCUCUCGCUCAAGCCUCGUCAGUAACUCCUCUUUUGACAUGGCCCAGGAGGAGAGGAGACUACGUCACUCUGGAGGGGUCGGGGACUCGCACAUCGGGGGAGCACGGCUAGAGCGAAGAGCCACCACCGAUCCCGACCAGUACAGCCUUGGAUCGUAUUCAUCGAUGCAGGACUGUCGAGGGAUCUACACUGGCUGCCCAACAGUGCUGUCCUCACCCAGCUCAGAGGAGCUGACUCAGGAUCAGGGCGAUCGCGUUUCCCUUGAUGCUGCAGACAGCGGCCGUGGCUCCUGGACGUCCUGCUCCUCUGGUUCCCAUGACAACAUCCAGACAAUGCAGCAGGGGCGAAGCUGGGAGACUCUGGCCUUCGGCGGAGGAGGAGGCAGCGGUGGCAUCCCUCCCGGUGGCCCAGAGGCCUUAUUAGGAGGACCUGCUGCUCUGUGGGCAGCUCAGGCCAGGGGGAGCUGGGCAUCUGCCAGCUCCUCGUCAUCCUCAGCGGCAUACUGGGGGGAGGACUCUGAAGGAGACACGGGAACCAUUAAGAGGAGGGGAGGAAAGGACGUGAACGCAGACCCAGAAACCAGUAGCAUUACCUCCACCGGGUCAGAGGAGGCCAAGCAGCUCGGGCGACCAUCUCCAUCACCCAUCACCGCUGGGGGUAAAGGACUUCUUUCACGGAAAGAAAGUCGUUACCGUGAGCCUCCCCCAACUCCCCCCGGCUACACCGCCCUGACCAUCUCUGACCUCGCAGAAGGGCAGCACCCGACCACGCCCGUUCCCACAUCGACGACAACGCACACAGGCCGUCGGCCACCAGACUACACAACAGCCCUGCAGCGCUCACGUAUGGUUACCCAGUCACCCGACUCCCACUCGGCCCACCAGGGGGCGAAACAGCGAGCGGGUGGCCUCCAUCGCACACGGUCGCCAGCUGAGGACGAAGAUGCUGAGGAGGAAGAGGAGGGUGAGUCCUUGUCCCCAAAACUAAUCGCUCUGAGGAAGCCAAAGCCAGGCGCACAGCUUACAUCUGAGACUUCCAGACCAUGAGAGUGAGUGUACGGGGGUUAACAGGCAGAGGAUGAACAGGUGUCAGCAGUCUGAGGUUCCACAGUGGAAGAUGUCCUUUUUGCAGUAACUUGAAGUCCCUUCGGUUUGGGGCAGGAUUAAAGAGACAGACAGACCAAUGGACUCAUCAUCAGUUACGUACGUGCCUGCCUCCUCCACGCGGCUCUCCCUCCUGAUCGGGGGACUCCUCUGCUCGUCUCCCUCCCCUGCCUUAAAGCAUCAUAAGGGGUUGAAAGACCCUGCAUGCAAAAAAUACUGUGAAGAAGAGAUGGCGAGAAGGUCAAACACGAUGGAAAAAACACCUGGCACUUUGGAUAAAAGACUACAGAAACCUAACUGGUGCCGGGAGGGGGUCGACCAACCUCUUAUACAUCAAACCACAUAGACGUUGCUGUUGGAAACUGGAAUGGACCCCCCAAUCCAGUGACAACACAUGUUAACACAACAGCAUCAUGACGUGUUGACCUCCAUCUGCACUUUCUCAUUUUCUACUUUCUAAAAAAAGAACAAAUAAAAAAGACGAUUGUUUAAAGAUGGAGAGAAACAAACGGUUGACUUGACUCUAAAUUCCCACUAGUUUUUUUAUUUUUAUUUUCUUUGAUUGAUUGCACUCUGGGGGCCGAGAGAAAGACGCCCAAGUCAGCCCAUUUCUGCCUGGACUGAAACAAGCCGCCUGUUGUUGGAGUGCUUGAACUCUGAAUCCAGUAUUAUCUCAUGUGUCACAUGAAAAAGAUUAUCAAGUGUUGGUUCAAGUCAAAGCUACAUGUAUGAGGAGAGCCGACACGCACAGUGUACUGACACAGUGCAUUUUAUGUACAAGAACAUUCAGAAAAAAAAAAAAAAACACAAUU